Messenger RNA from Scomber scombrus (Atlantic mackerel), 3710 nucleotides. It is a transcript of the gene brap, whose product is annotated as BRCA1 associated protein. Gene Ontology annotation, biological process: Ras protein signal transduction; protein ubiquitination. Gene Ontology annotation, cellular component: cytoplasm. The transcript is spliced from 13 exons. Bases 471 to 2279 code for a protein of 602 amino acids. Gene Ontology annotation, molecular function: ubiquitin protein ligase activity; zinc ion binding; nucleic acid binding. Lineage: Eukaryota; Metazoa; Chordata; Actinopteri; Scombriformes; Scombridae. The record is from RefSeq and is a predicted model, not a curated record.
ACAUGCUAGAAACAGCUAUCAACACUCAGACAGGAUAGUUAACUCCAGUAUUACACAGAUGUAGCGUUUUAAGCUUUAAAACACAGAUGAAAUAUUUAGUUUAGAGGCGGUUAGGACUGAAUCAAACCGCUGUUGCAUCUCUCAAAGCCUCUCAGAUAGCUGCUGUCCUGACGGGUCGCUAACAGCUAGCCGGUGUUACGGUUUAACUGGUGACUUUUCUCAUUUUAAGAUACGCUACGACAGGUUAGGUUAAUAAGUCUUCUGAACACAAUUGAGCUUACACAUAUAGUUAGAUGCUUAGACAGUACAGACAGAUGAAAAUUAUUAAACUAUAAAGUCCUUUUUAGGAGAAAACCUACGUGAAAGUUACCGGUUAACACGGUCACUAGUUAUACCGUAGCACCGGCGGAGCUAGCUGUCACCGGGUUUGUUGUUGUUCUCUGUAAAGGUGUUUGAGUCUGUUAAAACACAUGAGUGUGUCUCUGGUCGUUAUCCGCCUGGAACUAGCCGACCAGUCUCCUUUUCCUCAAGGUUUCCACUACUCAGCUGUCGAAGGCAUGUCGGAUGAGGAACGGCAGGACAAAGCUUUGGGUUUAGCCAAACUCACUCUGGGCGGAAAGACGGAGCUGGAGAGAGCAGCCGUCCUGCACCAACACAUUGGCAGCAGAGCAAUGGGGGACAUGGUUAUAGAGACCUUUGAGCCUAGCCCAGAUAAAGGAGGAGGUGAAGACCCUGGUGGUUCGGCGGAGCAGCACAGUGAAGUUCAGGCUGGUUCGGACAGUAAAGAGGAAACUGAAGCUUCACAGGACAACGGAGCAGCCACAGGAAACACUCCAGACUCUCCUUCCAAGCAGCUGCCGGACCAGAUCUCUUUCUUCAGCGGGAACCCGUCGGUGGAGAUCAUCCACGGGAUCAUGCACCUCUACAAGACCAAUAAAAUGACGUCUCUGACUGAAGACGUGAGACGCAGUGCCAUGGUGUGCAUCCUCACUGUCCCUGCCACCAUGACCAGCCAUGACCUCAUGAAACUCCUGGCGCCAUUUAAUGAAGUCAUGGAGCACAUGAAGAUCAUACGGGACUCAACUCCAAACCAGUACAUGGUCCUGAUUAAGUUCUGUAAACAGGCAGACGCAGACAGUUUUUACACAGCGUGUAACGGCCGCCAAUUCAACUCUAUAGAAGAAGCAGUGUGCCAGCUGGUGUAUGUGGAGCGAGCAGAGGUUAUACGGUCUGAUGAGGGCGCCAGUCUGCCGGUGAUGGAGCUGACGGAGCUGCCGAAAUGCACCGUGUGCCUGGAGAGGAUGGACGAGUCGGUGAACGGCAUCCUCACCACUCUCUGCAACCACAGCUUUCACAGCCAGUGUCUGCAGCGGUGGGAAGACGCCUCGUGUCCCGUGUGUCGUUACUGUCAAACACCAGAGCCGGUGGAAGAGAACAAGUGCUUUGAGUGUGGGGUGCAGGAGAACUUGUGGAUUUGUUUGAUUUGCGGCCACAUCGGAUGCGGUCGCUACGUGAGCCGGCAUGCCUACAAGCACUUUGAGGAGACGCAGCAUACGUACGCCAUGCAGCUCACAAACCACAGAGUCUGGGAUUACGCAGGAGAUAACUACGUACAUCGACUGGUGGCCAGUAAGACCGACGGUAAGAUGGUUCAGUAUGAAUGUGAAGGAGACACCUGCCACGCUGAGAAGAUCGACGCUCUCCAGUUAGAGUAUUCGUACCUGCUGACGAGUCAACUGGAGUCUCAGAGGAUUUACUGGGAGAAUAAGAUCGUUCACCUGGAGAAGGAGACGGCCGAGGAGAUAAACAAUAUGAAGGCUAAAUUUAAGGAGACUCUGGAGCGCUGCGAUAACCUGGAGCAGCGGUUUGGAGAAAUAAGCAAAGAUAAGCAGAGCAUAGAGAAAAAGUACACUCAGCUGAGCAGUCGGGUGAUGAAGCUGAGUCAGGAGCUGAAGGAGGAGCAGGAGAUGAACCGCUGUCUGAGAGCCAAUCAGGUGCUGCUUCAGUCCCAGCUGGCGGAGGAGGAACGCAAAGGAAAAGAAACCGGCGAGCGUAAAGACGAGACGAUAGCAGAGCUUCAGGAGCAGCUGAGAGACGUCAUGUUUUAUCUGGAGACUCAGCAGCAGAUCGAACAUCUUCCCCCCGAAGCUCGCAGCGAAAUCCAAGAGGGGCAGAUCAACAUCGCAGCGAGCAGCAGCGGUCCGUCAGAUCCCAGCGGAGCCGGACCCUCGUCUUCCUCCGGCAGAGGAAGGAGAGGACGAGGCAGAAAGAGGAAGUAGUAGAAAGUUUAAAAAAUGUGCUAAAAAAGUGCUGCUGCCUCUUAGUGUGGACGAACGAGGCCUGAGCUGUGUCCAUUUGUUAAAACGUGCGUCUGAAUCAUCAAAGAGGAAGAAAGACUGAACGUAGACGCUCGACUUCUUGAAGAAAAGAUUUAAUAAUAGUGACGAUAUUUUACUUUGCACACUUUCUCCCACCUUUAAACUUAAAUGUAGCUUCUGCAGAGUGACGACAGCGGAGCAGCGACGGCCAAUAAGAGACGUUAAAAAACACAGAAUAUAUUCAACAUCUGUGUGUGAUGUUAAUAUAUUAAAGAAAAAGAAAAAAACAUCUAUUUUGGUCAUAAAACGUAUUAAUUUGAUCAAAAUUGUUGAUUUUUUUUGCCUCCUUUAAUCUUCUAUUGUGCCCAGUUUAAUGUCAUAUUAUCAGUCUUUUUCUUUUUUAAUUAACUUUUUUUUUUCUUUUACACACACAAGAGUUAGUAGAUAAAUCACUCUUUUUUCUCUCUACUCUUUUUUUAAAAGAUGACUUUUCUUUUACACUUAAAUAAGUAAAUAAAUCUCUUUCGCUCUCCUUUUCCCCGCUCUUUCUCCUUUUUCUCUUUUUCACUUUUUCCCUCUCUCUCUUUCUCUUUCUCUCCUUUUUCUCUCUUUCUCUCCUUUUUCUCUCUCUCCUUUUCUCUUUCCGCCUCUUUUUCUCUCUCUCUUUCUUGCUUUCUCUCUUUCCUUUUUCCCCUCUUUCUCUCCUUUUUCCCUCUCUUUCUCUCCCUCUGUCUUCCUUUCUCUCUCUUUUUUAAAAGAUGUUUUUUCUUUUACACACAAGAGUUCAAUAAAUAUCUUUGUCUUUCCGUCUCGCCUUUUUCUCUUUCUCUUUCUCUCUCCUUUUCCCCUCUCUUUUUCCCUCUCUUUCUCUCCCUCUCUUCCCAUCUUUUUUAAAAUAUGUUCUUUCUUUUACACACAAUAGUAGAUCAAUAUUAGCUUUGUAUAAAAAGGAUAAUUAAGUUUUUUCAUGUUUUGCUGCUUAAAAAAAAAUCCUUUUAAACUGGAAUAAUUUUUUUCUGUUCUUCAGUAAAAUGUUUAAAAGUUUUUUGAGUGUUUUUUUUUUUGAUUGAUCAUUAUUUUUGCACUAGUCUCCAAAACCAACAGUGAAAAUGAAAAAUGACUCAGGAUUGAUAUGAAACAGAGCAGCGGCUGCUUUACAAGUCUCCUUCUUUCAUAUCGGUGACGUUUGUUUUUAUUUGGUGUUGGAAAGCCGGAAGCACACUGACAGGAAGUUGUUCUUGGACGGAGGAGGAGAGAAACAGGAAGGUCAUAUCUUGUUCGUACUGCCUUCUGUAUGUCAGUGAUUUCCAACAAACCCAGUUGGGGGGGAGGUUAAAUGAGGUACGUGUAGUUUAAAUGAAGCUCCUGCUGCAGCCAGCGAGGCGUCUGCAG